Molecule: messenger RNA, 1201 nt
Organism: Aedes aegypti (yellow fever mosquito)
Lineage: Eukaryota; Metazoa; Arthropoda; Insecta; Diptera; Culicidae
Product: zinc finger Y-chromosomal protein-like
Exons: 1
Coding region: 1-759 (252 amino acids)
Biological process (GO): regulation of gene expression; DNA-templated transcription
Cellular component (GO): nucleus
Molecular function (GO): zinc ion binding; nucleic acid binding
Source: RefSeq, a predicted model, not a curated record
AUGAGUGAGAAUAUCGGAGAAACAUCGAAUCAUUCGAUUGGGACUACGGUGGAAAAAGUCGCUGCUAGCCAGAACAAAGACGAACAGAAGGCCAAGCAACCAAAGGCAGGUGCUUCUAGCUCAAAUGUCGAAAAGCAUAGAUUUAAGUGUCCGGACUGUAAGUUUGUUGGAGCCACUAAAUGGCUCCUUACCCGACAUACGAGGGCCAAGCACGAUCCGUCGAGUAAGAUCUUCAAGUGCGAUAAGUGCAGUUUCACCACGUCCGACAAGUGGCAGCUCACCCGGCACUUAAAAACGCACGACAAAAAGGAGCUCAUCUGUGAGGACUGCUCGUUCACGACGAAGUCCCGGAAAGCAUACGACCAGCACAUGAAGACGCAGCACAAAUAUGGUCAUUCUUCCAAAAUGCUGACAUGUCCAAUAUGCACCCGGCUCUUCGUGAACCAGAAGGAACUGGACGCACACGUUCUGGCCCAGCAUCCAGAUGCCAGAACGGCGUUUACGUGCAGUGAAUGCGACGAGGAUUUCGAAACGGAAAAAUUGCUUCUAGAACACAUCGACGAUGUGCACUCGAUCGUGACGCAUCAGUGUCAUCGAUGUUCGUUGCGUUUGCAAACCGUUUCCGAUCUCGAGCGGCAUGUUGAAUGCACUCAUUCGGAAGGCACCGGUGGCCCAUUCCGAUGUGAAGUGUGCGAAAUGUGCUUCAAGUACAAGAUGUACCUAAUGAAGCACAUUGCACUCAAGCAUCGGAAGCCGUAAAAACGCCACUUCCGUUCCAUGCCGCUCUCCGCAUUUCUUCGCCUCCUCCUGUUCGGUUCACAGUUCUGCCACCACCAUUUACCAACACUCACCAAUCCAAGAUUCCAUCGAACUUCCGGUUACUUGGCCCCAUCUCUUCCGCUGAUCGUCGAUUCCACCCGACCAUUCCCGCCGACCGCUUCCGUUCGUUUCCUGCACCAUAAAGCGUCGCCAAUUCGACGCAAGCCGUUCACGAAGCGAGAGAAAUCGUACCCACAACCUGGAAACGGGUUGUGGGGAUCCUCUGUUGUGCUGGGAGGGGUGUCCUCCAGUAUUUAUUCGGGUAAGAUUUUUUCAUUAUUCUUUCCCAGCAUUUGUCCAGGUUUCAACCAUUGUUUUAUUUCUUCUUUUUUCUCCAAAUCUAGCUCCAUCUUCUGAUCGUUGCGGCUGCCUGCCGAUUCGG